Manis javanica (Malayan pangolin) is the source of this 5447-nucleotide messenger RNA. NCBI's taxonomy places the organism in Eukaryota, Metazoa, Chordata, Mammalia, Pholidota, Manidae. The record is from RefSeq and is a predicted model, not a curated record.
GCCGGCGCGGGCGACCGAGGGUCCAGGCGAGUCCGCGGGCGGACGGGAGAUGCCGCUGCUACACCGAAAGCCGUUUGUGAGACAGAAGCCGCCCGCGGACCUGCGGCCGGACGAGGAAGUUUUCUACUGUAAAGUCACCAACGAGAUCUUCCGCCACUACGAUGACUUUUUUGAACGAACCAUUUUGUGCAACAGUCUUGUGUGGAGUUGUGCCGUGACGGGUAGACCUGGACUGACCUAUCAGGAAGCACUUGAGUCAGAGAAAAAGGCAAGACAGAAUCUUCAGAGUUUUCCAGAACCACUAAUUAUUCCAGUUUUAUACUUGACCAACCUUACCCAUCGUUCACGCUUGCAUGAAAUUUGUGAUGAUAUUUUUACAUAUGUCAAGGAUCGAUAUUUUGUUGACGAAACCGUGGAAGUCAUUAGGAACAAUGGUGCAAGGUUACAAUGUAGGAUUUUAGAAGUCCUCCCUCCAUCACAUCAAAAUGGUUUUGCUAAUGGACAUGUCAGCAGUAUAGAUGGAGAAACUAUCAUCAUCAGUGAUAGUGAUGAUUCAGAGACACAAAAUAGUUCUUUCCAAAAUGGGAAAAGAAAAGAUGCAAUUGAUCCCUUAUUAUUCAAGUACAAGGUGCAACCCACUAAAAAAGAAUUGUACGAGUGUGCUAUUGUUAAAGCAACACAAAUCAGCACUUAUCCUGGAACCACACCACUUCUGGCAUCCUCUCUUUCAACAUAUAAAAUAGCAGAACAAGAUUUUUCUUAUUUCUUCCCUGAUGAUCCACCCACAUUUAUCUUCAAUCCUACUAACAGAAGAAGAGGAAGACCUUCCAAACGAGUUAGUCAGGAGGGCAGUAUUUCUAGUAAACAAACUAUUGCAGGUCAUAGGAACAAAGCUACUAAAGAAAGAUACAAACUUUUGAAACAAGAAGAAUUGAAGUCACUGGCUUUUGAAAAGGCUAAAUUAAAAAGAGAAAAAGCUGAUGCCCUAGAAGCAAAGAAAAAGGAAAAGGAAGAUAAAGAAAAAAAGAAGGAAGAAUUGAAGAAAAUUGUUGAAGAAGAGAGACUGAAGAAGAAAGAAGAAAAAGAGAGACUUAAAAUAGAAAGAGAAAAGGAGAGAGAAAAACUACGUGAAGAGAAGCGAAAAUAUAUGGAAUACUUAAAACAGUGGAGUAAACCUAGAGAAGAUAUGGAAUGUGAUGAUCUUAAGGAACUUCCAGAACCAACUCCAGUGAAAACUAGACUACCUCCUGAAAUCUUUGGUGAUGCUCUGAUGGUUUUGGAGUUCCUUAAUGCAUUUGGUGAACUCUUUGAUCUUCAAGAUGAGUUUCCUGAGGGAGUAACCCUAGAAGUGUUAGAGGAAGCUCUUGUAGGAAAUGACAGUGAAGGCCCACUAUGUGAAUUGCUUUUUUUCUUCCUGACUGCCAUCUUCCAGGCGAUAGCUGAAGAAGAGGAGGAAGUAGCCAAAGAGCAAAUAACUGAUGCUGACACCAAAGAUUUAACAGAGGCUUUGGACGAAGAUGCAGACCCCACAAAAUCUGCACUUUCUGCAGUUGCAUCUUUGGCAGCUGCAUGGCCGCAGUUGCACCAGGGCUGCAGUUUGAAAAGCUUGGAUCUUGACAGCUGCACUCUUUCUGAAAUCCUCAGACUGCACAUCCUAGCUUCAGGUGCUGAUGUAACAUCAGCAAAUGCAAAAUACAGAUAUCAAAAACGAGGAGGAUUUGAUGCCACAGAUGAUGCCUGCAUGGAGCUUCGUUUGAGCAAUCCCAGUCUAGUGAAGAAGCUGUCGAGCACUUCAGUGUAUGAUCUGACACCAGGAGAAAAAAUGAAAAUACUUCAUGCUCUCUGUGGGAAACUGCUGACCCUAGUCUCUGCUAGGGAUUUCAUUGAAGAUUAUGUUGAUAUAUUACGACAGGCAAAACAGGAGUUCCGGGAGUUAAAAGCAGAACAACAUCGAAAAGAGAGGGAAGAGGCAGCUGCUAGAAUUCGUAAAAGAAAGGAAGAAAAACUUAAGGAACAAGAACAGAAAAUGAAAGAGAAACAAGAAAAACUAAAGGAAGAUGAACAAAGAAAUUCAGCUGCAGAUAUAUCUGUUGGGGAAGAAGAAAGGGAAGAUUUUGAUACUAGCACUGAGAGCAAAGAAAUAGAGCAAAAGGAACUAGAUCAAGAUACAGUUACUGAAGAUGAAGAUGACCCAGGAUCACAUAAAAGAGGCCGAAGAGGGGAAAGGGGGCAAAAUGAAUACAAAGAAUUUACAAGGCAAGAAGAGGUCAACUGCGAAACAAGAGAGCCUCUAACUACUGAUGAGGAAGAAGCUUUAAAACAGGAACACCAACGAAAAGAAAAAGAGCUCUUAGAAAAAAUCCAAAGUGCCAUAGCAUGUACCAAUAUCUUUCCCUUGGGCCGUGACCGUAUGUAUAGACGAUACUGGACUUUCCAUUCUAUUCCUGGAUUGUUUAUUGAAGAGGAUUAUUCUGGUCUCACUGAAGACAUGCUAUUGCCUAGACCUUCAUCAUUUCAGAAUAAUGUACAGUCUGAAGAUCCUCAGGUAUCCACUAAAACUGGAACAUCUUUGACAUCUGAAUCUACCUCCAGCAUUGACCAAGGUCUAUGUGAUGAUUCUGUGCAGCUGCCAAAACCAGUGCGUAAGCCAAACCGGUGGUGCUUUUACAGUUCUUGUGAACAGCUAGACCAGCUUAUUGAAGCUCUUAAUUCUAGAGGAUAUAGAGAAAGUGCCUUAAAAGAAACUUUGUUGCAAGAAAAAAACAGGAUAUGUACACAGCUAGCCCAUUUUUCUGAAGAGAAACUUCAUUUUUCAGACAAACCUCAAACUGACAGCAAACCUACAUAUAGUCGGGGAAGAGCUUCCAGUGCAUGUGAUCCAUCGCAGAUGUCUGCAGAAAGACAGCUUGAAUUGAGGCUGAGAGAUUUUCUUCUGGAUAUUGAGGACAGAAUCUACCAAGGAACAUUAGGAGCAAUCAAGGUUACAGAUCGACACACAUGGAGAUCAGCAUUAGAAAGUGGACGGUAUGAGCUGUUGAGUGAGGAAAACAAGGAAAAUGGGAUAAUUAAAACUGUUAAUGAAGAUGUAGAAGAGAUGGAAAUUGAUGAACAAGCAAAGGUCAUAAUAAAAGACAGACUUUUGGGCAUAAAAACAGAAACACCAAGUACUGUCUCAACUAAUGCAAGUACCCCACAAUCAGUGAGCAACGUGGUUCAUUAUCUGGCAAUGGCACUUUUCCAAAUAGAGCAGGGCAUUGAGCGGCGUUUUCUCAAAGCUCCACUUAAUGCCAGUGACAGUGGGCGUUCUUAUAAAACAGUCCUGGACCGUUGGAGAGAGUCUCUCCUUUCUUCUGCUAGUCUGUCCCAAGUCUUUCUUCAUCUCUCCACCUUGGAUCGUAGUGUUAUAUGGUCUAAAUCUAUACUGAAUGCUCGUUGCAAGAUAUGCCGAAAAAAGGGUGAUGCAGAAAAUAUGGUGCUUUGUGAUGGAUGUGACCGGGGUCAUCAUACCUACUGUGUUCGCCCAAAGCUCAAGACUGUGCCUGAAGGAGAUUGGUUCUGUCCAGAGUGUCGGCCUAAGCAACGUUCUAGAAGACUCUCCUCUAGACAGAGACCAUCCUUGGAAAGUGAUGAAGAGAUGGAAGAUAGUAUGGAAGGUGAGGAUGAUGAAGUUGAUGAUGAUGAUGAAGAGGAUCAAAGUGAGGAGGAAGAAUAUGAGGUAGAACAAGAUGAAGAUGACUCUCAAGAAGAGGAAGAAGUCAGCCCACCAAAACGAGGGAGACCACAGGUUAGAUUGUCAAUUAAAACAAGAGGGAGACUUGGUUCUUCUUUCUCAAGUCGUGGCCAACAACAAGAUCCUGGAAGAUAUACUUCAAGGAAUCAGCAGAGUACACCCAGAACAACUGUUUCUUCUAAAACUACUGGUAGAAGCCUAAGAAAGAUAAAAUCUGCUCCUCCUACAGAAACUAAAUCUUUAAGAAUUGCCAGUCGUUCUACUCGCCAGAGUUAUGGCCCGUUGCAAGCAGAUGUAUUUGUGGAACUACUUAGUCCUCGUAGAAAACGCAGAGGCAGGAAAAGUGCUAAUAAUACACCAGAAAAUAGUCCCAACUUCCCAAACUUCAGAGUCAUUGCCACAAAGUCCAGUGAGCAAUUAAGAUCUCUAAAUGUUGCUUCAAAACUUUCUCUCCAAGAUAGUGAAUCCAAGAGAAGCAGCAGAAAAAGACAAUCUACAGAAUCAUCUCCUAUGACACUGAAUCGAAGGAGUUCAGGCCGACAGGGAGGAGUUCAUGAAUUGUCUGCUUUUGAACAACUUGUCGUGGAAUUGGUUCGGCAUGAUGACAGCUGGCCUUUUUUGAAACUUGUUUCUAAAAUACAGGUCCCAGACUAUUAUGACAUCAUCAAAAAACCCAUUGCCUUAAAUAUAAUUCGUGAAAAAGUGAACAAAUGUGAAUAUAAAUUAGCAUCUGAGUUUAUCGAUGAUAUUGAGUUAAUGUUUUCGAACUGCUUUGAGUACAACCCUCGUAACACAAGUGAAGCAAAAGCUGGAACUAGGCUUCAAGCAUUUUUUCAUAUUCAGGCUCAAAAACUUGGACUCCACGUCACACAUGGGAAUAUGGAUCAAGUUAGCACACCACCACCUACAAAAAAGUCACGAAUCUAAAUUUUGUCCUUCUAAAGGAUGUAUUGAGAAAAUAAAUUGUUCAUGAAAAUGGAACAUUAAAUCGUACUCUAAAAGCAGACAUAUGUAUAAAGCAGUAACAACUGAUUGACCACAUUGAAGUGUGGCCUGCACUAUAUUCUCAAUUUUAAUAUUAAGCACUCAGGAGAAUGUAGGAAAGAUUUCCUUUGCUACAAUUUUGUUCAGUACCUAAAAGUUUGAUGUACUGGAUACAGUACUGGUUUACAGAGAUUUUUGUACAUUUUGAGAUCGUUCAUGUGUCCCAGUAUCUUGAAAAAUGUUUUUCUUCUAUGACAUAUUUUGUCAUUGAUGAUUUUUUAGAAGUGUGGUAUUAAGGGAGAUUUGUCUACGUAGAUAGAUCUUCUCUUAUAGCACAGUUUAGAAAAAAAGUGUAUGCCAAGAAUUGUUUAAUGAGCACAUUCUUUCAACACUACACAUGAAUGAAUCCAAUUUUAUAUCCUUGAAGUGCUAUACCAGUGCUGACUGGAGGUAUUAAGUCUGAGUUUAUUAACUAGAUAUUUAUUUAGCAUUCUGAGUAAUUUGUGAAUUUGUUUUGUAUUUAUAAAAUUUGUACCUGGAAAAUGUUCUUUAAUUUUUUUAAACAUUUUACUAUGUUUUUGUUUUAUUUCUCUAACUUCUUUAAUGAUCAAUCAAUAAAAGGUAAUACCUUCCCUUUUCCUUGACAGUUCUUCAGUUUUACAGAACUGUAUUGUAAGUUUCUAUAUACAACUUUUUAAGUGUACAAAUAAAAUAAUACUUUUUUUUUCAAGUA